UUGUAAAAUCAGACCCGAUUCUGCUGCCCUGCAUUCUCCAGCCUAAUACACAGCGUGUAAUGAAAUUCAAGUCCACUUGCUCCAGCAGUGAUGCUGUUUCCAUGAGCCAUGUGAUGCUUGGAUCGAGCAGCUGCUGCUGCUCUCUCCUUCCCCUGUUCUUCCAAUCUCAGGCUGUCAUGGCGACUCCCAACAAUGUUACUCCCACCAACUGCAGCUGGUGGCCCAUUUCAGCUCUUGAGAAUGAUGCAGGGAAAUCUGCGGAGGUUGAGGACAGCCAGGACCCGGCAGACCUCGCUCUCAGAUCCAAGGACAGGCUGGUUUUGUAUCACUGGACCCAGUCCUUCAGCUCCCAAAAGGUCCGCCUGGUCAUCGCUGAGAAGGGGCUGCCGUGUGAGGAGCGGGAUGUCAGCAUGCCCCUGACGGAGCACAAAGAGCCUUGGUUCAUGCGUCUCAACUUAGGGGAGGAGGUGCCCGUGAUUAUCCAUGGAGACAACAUCAUCAGCGACUACAACCAGAUCAUCGACUAUAUAGAGAAGAACUUCACAGGAGAAAAUGUUACGCAGCUGAUCCCCGAAGCCGGGAGCGUUCUUCACGCACGAGUGGUGCAGUACAGAGAGCUCCUGGACUCCCUGCCUAUGGACGCCUACACGCACGGCUGUAUCCUUCAUCCCGAGCUCACCACGGACUCCAUGAUUCCAAAGUAUGCCACAGCUGAGAUCCGCAGACACCUCGCUAACGCCAGCACUGAGCUGAUGAAGCUGGACUAUGAAGGGGAGCCCCAGCUGACUGAGCCGUACCUUUCCAAACAGAAGAAACUCAUGGCCAAGAUCCUGGAACACGACAAUGUCAGCUACUUGAAGAAAAUCCUCGGCGAGCUGGGAAUGGUGCUUGAUCAGAUUGAGGCCGAGCUGGAGAAGAGGAAACUCGAGUAUCGAGGGCAGAAGUGUGAACUCUGGCUCUGUGGAUGCGUCUUUACCUUGGCCGACAUCCUGCUGGGAGCCACCCUGCAUCGCCUCAAGUUUCUAGGACUUUCUAAGAAAUACUGGGAAGAUGGCAGCAGACCCAACCUACAGUCCUUCUUUGACAGGAUACAAAAACGCUUUGCCUUCAGGAAAGUUUUGGGAGACAUACACACUACCCUUCUCUCAGCCGUGGUACCCAAUGCCUUCCGGCUUGUCAAACGGAAACCCCCCUCCUUCUUUGGAGCCUCCUUCCUUAUGGGAUCUCUGGGGGGAAUGGGAUAUUUCGCGUAUUGGUAUUUAAAGAAAAAAUACAUCUAGUGCUGGCUGUGUGGUGUUUAGUUUGGUGUCUCUGUGCUGUGUGAAAUCACAAUGAAUCCUCAGUAACUGUAAUGAAAUUUGAAGCAAGAUAUGAAUAAUUAUAUUGUUGAUGUAACAUUCCAUAGUCUAGAAAUAGAAACUUAUACUGCAAGGAAAUAAGAUGCAAAAAUAAGUCAACUUGUAAAUGGCUUUUUUUAGGUUAAAGUAUUAAACUGUAGUGACUGGUGAGUGUCACACUUGGGCACUGCCUGGGCUUGCACGCCUGUUGUGGAGUGAAAUUACCUCCCGAGCAGGCAAAUUCUAGUGCAAGAGAAAUGGCAGCCCUGGAAAGUUUUCAAAACACCCGUUUAAACUAUGGGAUUUGGAUAUGUUGUGCUGUACCUUUAUGUUUUCAAAAUGUACAUCGGUCACAUCGCACAUUUCACAGAUGUGAGUAGGGGGGAUAUUCUUCUUUUAGAAACUGUUACACUCUUGUGGUCUGGGGGUUUUGCCUGGAAGCAGAGGCCACAGCAGCCCGUCAAGAUCAAGGUGGAGCUGAAAGAUUUAAUGACCAUGUUGUAUCAUUUCCAUUAAGUCAAAUAUUUUUAUUGAGCUACUCUUAGAAUGUAUCAUCUUCUGCCUCUCCUUUUACAUGUUUAACUUUGUAAAAGACAAAGAGCCAAAUUUAUUUUUCAGCAAUAUCAUUUUGACUUCCAGGCUGAAUUCUGUCUGACGGCUUUUUUUUUAAGCCGUGCAGCUCUUGGCCUUCAAUUUCCUUUCCUGGAUUUGCAAAGCACCUUUCACCAAAUGAGCUUCUCCGGACUCUGAAAAAUGCAAGCGUUUUCAGAACUUUUCUCCAUUUUCCUGAAGACGCUUUUGUUUUCUCUUCUGUGAGGGGCUCUUCUCAGUAAUUUUCUCCCUGUGUAUUUUCUUAGAGACACUUUGCACAGAAUCACGUUUAUCACUUUCUUGUGCCUUUUGCAUGUGGGAAAGAAUAAUGGCUGUCAUUACUACUCAUGCUUAGAAAACUACGAGAUCCUGAAUAAACUAGAUGGGAGGCAUAACUGCUUUGCAUUUCUAAACGUGUUUAACAUCAGUUGACUUUUAUUUCAAAGUGGUUCAGUAUUUAGGGGGGACUUUCAGGUGAUCUGUGCUGUUUCCUUGAGCAAUGUGGAUUGAUAGGAAGCCCAAAUGGAAGCAAUAUACCUUCCUUUGCAAUCAAAUCUUUCCAGUGAGAUCUGAACCUGUACAAAUUUCCUCUCCCUAGUUUUCACAGGUCCAAAUGAUCACUAGCAAAUAGCACUGCAUCGCUAGACUUGGUAGCUAACAAUAAACACUGCACCAGUGUGAGGAACCACAUUGUACCACUAAUACAAAGUAGUUUACUGUGAAAUCCUAUGUCUCAGAAAUGAAUAAUGUCGGUGGUCUCCCACCCUGUGAUUCAUGAAAAAUUCAGCAAAAGUAACAUGAGGGACCAAAGUGUUCACUUUUAGACAAAUGUGCAGGCAAAAAUGCACAAACUUAUUCCAUAUUUUCAUGAUCAGUUACACGAAUAGGCAGUCAGUUUGCAUGUACAAUCAUUUGCACACAGAUGAAUUACACAAUUCAAGCACAUGUUUUUCUGGGGAGAUAGGCCAGGACUGGGCAAGAUGUGGCCCAGGGACCAGAUCUGCAUGCCUCUCACUUUGAUCCGACCUGCGGACUACAUCUGGCUACUCUCUAUUUAUAUUCUGCUGCCCAUGCCACCAAAUUUCCAGGUGGUGGCUCAGGCAGUAGGAUCUUAUUUAAAUGGCUAAUGGCUCCCAAUUGCGGCAUUACCCCACCAGGGGCCGGAGCUGUGUUUUUAAUUCAAAGCCUCUGGUCCCAGAGAAUUCUGGAGGGAGGCUAGUCCCCAGCCCUGCCCCUUCUACUCCAGGCUGCGCCCUUUCCAGGGUGGUGCUGGCCCAUGACCACAUACCAAAAUUCAUUAAAUGGUCCCACUGUAAAAAUUAUUGCCCACCCCUGAGUUAGACCCAAGCUUCCCAAAAUGUGUGCAUGCUCAUGCACAUGUGCCUUCUUUGGUACAUGCAAAGUCCACAAGCCAGCAUGUGUGCCUGAAAACUGGGCAAUUGUACGUAUGGGUCUACUUACAUGGGUGCAAGUUUACAUGGGUCAACAUAUUCCCACAAAUAUUGUUGAUGUAUUUGUGGAAACUUGGUGAAACUUUAGCCUGAAGAAUUCAAUAUAGGAGUCACUGAAUUUGAUACACUUUAAGAAGGGCCAGGGAAGGAAAAGUCUCCCAGUUUCUUCCCCUUGUUUAAAGCUUGAAAGGGAAAAACCAAUGCAAGAACAUAGGGUUGCCAGUGCCACACUAGAGCAGAGACUAUCAACCUUUCCAGAUGACUGUACCCCUUUCAGGAGUCCCAUCUUGUGUACCCCCAAAUUCCACCUCACAUUAAAACUACUUGCUUACCAAAUCAGACAUAUAUGUACAAAAGCGUGACAGCACGCUAUCACUGAAAAAUUGCUUCCUUUCUCCUUUUUACCAUAGACUUAUAAAUCAUUUGGCGCAUAUUUCACUCAGCAGUGAGAUCAGCUGGGCUCUCUGGCUAAAGUCACCACACUAGGGAAAUACACUGCAAGCAAAAAGCAGCAAUCGGAGGGACUGGUGUGAAGGCCAGCUGGCUAGCAAAGGCACUGUGGAAAUGAACCCUGGGAUGAGCAUUAUUACCAUUCUGAGCUAGCUAUACUAAUGCACAGCCUUUAUCGUGGUGUAGUCUCCUGCUAUGAGAGGCGGUGAUGAUCAAAUGUAAUCCCAGGGCCAUACAAGCUGGCCUUUAUCUGCAAGCCUGCUAUUCAUUCCAAAUGGUUCUCUCCAUACCACUAGAACCUUAACUUGGAACUGGGCAACAGCCAGACCAGCACCCUCCUAGCCUGAGGUUUCCCAGCCUGAGGUUCUGCUGAGAGGCAGAACUGGUCACCCACUGCAGAAGUGGCACCCCAGCCCUGAGGGCAACAUGGGGACUUCAGGAACAGUCUUGGAAAAGGGGGUGGCACAUAAAAUGCAACACUAUGUGAGUGCUGCUAGGCAACUGGCCGCAGUGACGUCCUCUGCUUCUGGGCAUAGUAAUUGACAGCCGUCCUAUCCAGCAGCCAUUGCUACCCCCGCCACACCAAUUUUGCUACUGAGGUCAGGCCAGUAAGUGUGGCCACCGGUAUUUUAUGCCAAGGAUGCUCAUUCCUUGCCCCUACCCGUUUACAGGCUCCCUGGAGGACACAAGCAGGCAAGUAGCCUCACUUACUCCUUUGAACUUAGGCCCCCAUAAGAGUGUAAGGAGAAUUCCUUCUCCCUUAUAUGGAGGUGUAAGCUGAGUCACAAUGUUCUGAGUGUUUUACACUUCAUCUUAAAAGGGCCUCCACCUGGCCUUCAAUUUUGCACCUGGAUGUACGCUCCGCAUUUAAAAGGUUGAACCAUCAGAUUUGCAGAUGCAAUCAGGUUUUUAGACAUCUAAGUGCCUUUACAUUUGUACGUGCACUCCAACACUGGCCUUGCAAUUGUUUAGGAGGCAGAAAACCAGAGGCCACUGUCAAAGGUAGGCCUUUUAGUAUUCUCCAGAGAUCUGUGUUUUCUGUGGCAAUGUGGAUAUAUUGGGUCCAUGGAAUAAUCAAACCCUUCACUUUCAGCAGGCUAUCAGCAGGAGACUCCCAGUGGAUCUCUAGUUCCAGCCAUGGUUCCAGUUUAAAUGAUCUUUACUCCCAGCGUUCAGAUUUUUUAAAACGCAAAGGUUUUUAAAUCUCUUUUUCUGUGUGUUUUACUUGAAAGAUACAGUGAUGAAAAUAGUAAGUCAGUUAUUUUGUUUAGCAAUUGUUUUUGUCCUGUCAGACCUUACUAGUUUCCUUCAUUUUUCAAGGCAGAGAGGAAACUUUCCCCCCAAAAUGGUGCAUUCAAAAAUAAAACAGGUCAGAUGAUCAGGGACUGAACAUAAUAUUGGGCUUUUCCUUUCUAGGUUGCCAAUAAGAGCCAACCCAGGUCAGUAGUGUUCAAAGAACAUCCAGUGACAGGUUUGUGACUUGUGAAAUUAGUGUUAAGGUCAUAAUCUGUUUCUGAACAAGCAAAUGUCCACAUGAUGCAACUGUUGGCAGCCCCAGCAGGUAGGGUAUGGAGUGCAGGGCCAGGGAGCUAGAGUUAUCCUCUCCAAUUGGUCAUCUAAGGUCACGGUCCAUAGAUGGGGCAGUGUGGGGGAAGUUUACACUGGCACUGGACGUAUCGUGCCUGUUGGGAGACUGUACAGACAGAGGACUUGGCAUCCAGGACAACAAUCAAAAGAAAAAAAUCAUUGCAAACGUUAGUGCUUGUGAAAAUAGUUAACAUUAAGUCACACUUUAAACUUAUGCCAAGAGAAACUCUACAGCACUGGCCGACACCAUCAAGAUUUAAGCCAAACGAAUCUGAGUUGCUCCAAAAUCCAGCUUUAGGACACUACAAUAGGGGACCAAAUCUGCUAGGCAUUAUUAAAAGCCUUUAUAGAUCGGCGAGUCACUGAAUGACUAAUCCGAGGAUAAGGAAACUGCUCUGAAUAUCAGAAAUUAAAUGUCCCAGUUUGCAUCUGCAGGUAGUCCUAGCAUAAUGGAGAAUAAAAUUUGGAUCCAACUACCGCUGAAAUCAAUGACAAAGCUUUAAGUGACUUAAUGGGAUUAAAACAAGGCCUGUGGACCCAAUUCGGCAAACCACACCAACCCAACAAAGUACUUAAUCACAUGCUUAACUCCCAUUGGCUGUAAUGAAGUGUAAACACAUGUAUAAGCUCUUGUGUGAACAGGGCUGAACCUCAGCAUGUGCUUAAGGAUUUAGCUGAAUUGAUGGCUCUUUUUUGUGUGAAAUAAAUGCAUUAUAGCCAUUAAUACGUUUCACAUCUUUUGUUCUUGCUUUGGUUUCCUGGCAUGUCCAAGUAUCAGAGGGGUA
This is a messenger RNA of Pelodiscus sinensis (Chinese soft-shelled turtle), 6201 nucleotides long. RefSeq names its product ganglioside induced differentiation associated protein 1 like 1 (gene GDAP1L1). The record is from RefSeq and is a predicted model, not a curated record. NCBI's taxonomy places the organism in Eukaryota, Metazoa, Chordata, Testudines, Trionychidae.